AUGUCGGACUUUCCUCCUCCACCAGUCGACACCAUUGACUGGAGCAACGUGGGCUUCAAGAUUCGGGAAGUCGCUGGCCAUGUUGAAUCACACUACUCUAAGGAGACCGGAAAAUGGACCCCUCCAGUCUUCGUCGAAGAUCCAUUCCUACGAAUCCACGGCAUGGCGCCGGGCCUGAAUUACGGAAUGCAGUGCUACGAGGGCAUGAAGGCUUUCCGUGCACCAAACAACACUAUCAACAUCUUCAGGCCCAACAAAAACGCCGAGAGGAUGCAGCACUCAGCGUCUUUCAUUUCUAUUCCGGAGGUUCCGACAGACCAUUUCCUCGCCUGCUGCAGCAUGGCCGUGGGAAUGAACGCGGCGUACGUACCGCCCCAUGAAACAGGCGCCGCAAUGUAUAUCCGACCACUCCUCUUCGGUAGCUCGGCGCAGCUUGGCCUGAACCCACCCCAGGAAUACACAUUCGUAGUCUACUGCAUCCCAACGGGUGUCUACCAUGGCUCAAACCCAGUAGAUGCUGUCAUUCUUGAGGACUUUGACCGCGCCGCGCCAGAGGGUACUGGUUCAGCAAAGGUUGGCGGCAACUACGCUCCAGUAUUACGGCAUAGCGAGAAGGCGUACAAGGCAGGUUAUGGUAUUACCCUGCAUUUGGACAGCAAGACUAGGAGCGUUGUUGAUGAGUUCUCAACAUCUGCCUUCAUUGGCGUAAAGAAGGAUGGCGACAAGGUCAAACUCGUCGCAUCCAACAGCAAGAACGUCAUCCAGAGUGUCACAGGAGACAGUGUUCUCAGGAUCGCAGAAUCCUUUGGCUGGGAAGCUGAGUCUCGAGAGAUCGCCUAUGACGAACUCAAGUCCUUCGAUGAAGUCCUUGCUGCUGGAACCGCGGCGGCUCUUGUGCCCAUCAAAUCCAUCACUCUGCCUUCCAAGGACGACAAGUUCACAUACGCAGAGGCACAGCAAGAACCAGGCCCAGCAUGCAAGAAGCUUCUGUCGACCUUGAAGGGCAUUCAGCAAGGAAAGAUCGAGGACAAGCAGAGCUGGCUGUUCAAGGUAGAGAGGCCAGAGCAGUUCGGAAAGCAAGAUCAGGCAAAUGGUGCCAAGAUAGCAAUCGCCUUCUGGCAAGAAUACCUCGAGCGCGAAGAGCUCAACGCCUUCCCCAAAGCCUCCAUCGUCCUCCUCCGCCCCUCCAUGUCCUACAUGCUCAUGCAAAGCGCCGAGCCCCUCUCCCUCAAAGAAGUCCUCCCCAACUUCAGCCACACGACCCACGUCUUCCUGCCGAUAAACGACAACACCGACGUCACACAAGCCGAAGGCGGCUCGCAUUGGUCCCUCCUCCUCGUGUCCAUCAUCGACGGCGUGUCCUUCCACUACGACUCCAUGACCCAGUCCAACGAGCGGGAAGCGCGGAGUACGACUAUGAAGCUGGAACAACUGUUGGGCAAACGACUGCGGUUUAUCCCUAUGAAUGAUAGUCCGCAGCAAGAGAACGGCAGCGACUGCGGCGUCUUCGUUUGUGUGCUCAUGCGGCAUUUGUUGCUUAAGAGGCUGCUUCGGGCCGACGCGAGCAAGAAGGUUAGCAUGAGCAUGAGGGAUGCACACAUCAACGCGAAGGAUGGACGGAGAACUAUGCUCAAGGUUAUCGAGGAGAGGAGAGACGAGGGCAAGCGGAGACGCUCAGGAAGCCACUCGCCGUUUAGAAAUCCCUCCGCCCACUCUAAGAGCCCGCCACGUAUAGGCGACGAACAGUCACAGGAGCGUUAG
This is a messenger RNA of Alternaria triticimaculans, 1761 nucleotides long. RefSeq lists its product as uncharacterized. Gene Ontology annotation, biological process: proteolysis; branched-chain amino acid metabolic process. The record is from RefSeq and is a predicted model, not a curated record. Gene Ontology annotation, molecular function: branched-chain-amino-acid:2-oxoglutarate transaminase activity; cysteine-type peptidase activity. The transcript has 6 exons. NCBI's taxonomy places the organism in Eukaryota, Fungi, Ascomycota, Dothideomycetes, Pleosporales, Pleosporaceae. The coding region runs from base 1 to 1761 and encodes 586 amino acids.